Messenger RNA from Anopheles stephensi (Asian malaria mosquito), 1463 nucleotides. RefSeq lists its product as uncharacterized. Lineage: Eukaryota; Metazoa; Arthropoda; Insecta; Diptera; Culicidae. The record is from RefSeq and is a predicted model, not a curated record. Bases 216 to 1187 code for a protein of 323 amino acids. Gene Ontology annotation, molecular function: nucleic acid binding. The transcript is spliced from 2 exons.
AGGACCCUCUACUGCGCGAAGUGUACCGCUACGUCCAAUCGGGUUGGCCAGGCAAGGUCAGUUAUGGUGCGGAAUUGGCCCAAUUCCACAACAGAAGGGAAGCACUGACGACCGUUGGCGACUGUAUCCUCUUCGGAGAGAGGAUUGUGAUUCCCGCAGCUUUGCAGCAGAGAUGCCUUAGACAGCUUCAUCAAGGGCAUCCGGGCAUCCAGCGAAUGAAGGCGAUUGCGCGCAGUUUCGUGUAUUGGCCAUCAUUGGACAGCGACAUCGCCGAUCGAGUUGCUUCAUGCGAAGCAUGCCAGGCUGCGGCGAAAUCACCACCAUCCCAGAUACCAUCAUGUUGGCCGAAGCCACCUGGGCCUUGGCACCGCGUACACAUCGAUUACGCUGGACCUGUGGAGGGAGCCUAUUUCCUGAUUGCGGUAGAUGCCUACUCCAAGUGGCCGGAAAUCAUUAAAACUUCCAACGGCCAGGCAGAGCGAUUUGUGGAUACCUUCAAGCGAUCACUGAAGAAAAUACGGGCGAGGAACGUGUCCCUUGAAGAGGCCCUGGACUUGUUUCUUCUCACGUAUCGCUCAACACCAAAUCCUGCUUUGGACCAGCGCACACCAGCCGAAGUGAUGUUUGGAAGAACGACCAGGACAAUUCAUCAUCUAUUGCGCCCUCCUGCAGCAUCGGAGUCUACAGCGAAGGAUGACUUUCGUGAAUACCAGCCUGGUGAUUUAGUGUAUGCCAAGGUGUAUCGGGCAAACUCUUGGAAUUGGAUAGCAGGGAGGAUUGCUCGCAGAAUUGGCAACGUCAUGUACGAGGUUGUGUCGCACGACCAGAGAAGACUUCGGCGUCAUGUGAAUCAGCUCCGCCGCCGUGUCGCUAGCUCAUCAGAACGGAACGAGAUGGAUCAGCACCAAUUUCCCCUUAGUUUACUUUUAGAUGAGAUGAGUUUGACGUCUCGUCAGCAGUCGCCGUCCGCUUCGCUGCCAACGGAGCCAGCCUCAUCUUCAGCAGCACCGGCGCUGACAGGGGUUCAGCGAGCACCGGCAUCAUCGCCAGCAUCAUCCGUGCAACCGGAGGUACAACGAGCGGCUUCGUCUAGUGGCAGCAGCAACACCCAGCAGACACAGCUACCACGACGAUCUUCUAGGACUAGAAGACUGCCUCGUAGGUUCAGCGCGUAUCGGCUGAAUUAAAAGGGGGAGGUGUUGAGUGUAUACUCGACCAAGCAGCGGAGGCCCGGACCGUAACGCCGUUACUCGGUCCUGUCAACGGAUGACAGCGAUCGACGUGCCAUGCGGUUCAUCCUUCGUGUUCGGGCUUCGGGACCGAUCGGCCUCUUUCUUGAUCCAGCCGCUGCCGAGACAGGACGCGUUAGACGAGCGAAGUUUUAGCCUGUGUGUGUGUGCGUGUGUAAUAAGUGUAAUAAGUGUAAUGUAAUAAAUAAGUUUUAAUUUGUUGUAAAACCGCAA